This is a messenger RNA of Heterostelium album PN500, 1200 nucleotides long. RefSeq lists its product as uncharacterized. Bases 1 to 1200 code for a protein of 399 amino acids. The record is from RefSeq and is a predicted model, not a curated record. Gene Ontology annotation, cellular component: cytoplasm; ubiquitin ligase complex. Gene Ontology annotation, biological process: ubiquitin-dependent protein catabolic process; protein polyubiquitination; positive regulation of proteasomal ubiquitin-dependent protein catabolic process. The transcript is spliced from 4 exons. Lineage: Eukaryota; Evosea; Eumycetozoa; Acytosteliales; Acytosteliaceae. Gene Ontology annotation, molecular function: ubiquitin binding; ubiquitin protein ligase activity; ubiquitin conjugating enzyme binding.
AUGAUCGUAUGUGGUGGAAGUAGUAGAGGUAGAAGUAACAAGAUUGAAAGAGAUCUGUCUUUAACUAAAUUGAUUAUGGAAGAAAAUAUCAGUAUCAUUUUAGAUUUAUUUCCAUCACUUUCAGUUGAAAGUGUAAAGUCAGCUUUACAAACACACAAUGAUAAUGUUGAAGAUACAAUCAAUCAUUUAUUGACAAACAAUGGCAGUGUUGAUAGUUGUGCAUCAGAGAAUAACAACGGUACUGGUGGUGCUGGUGAAACUGAGGAGCAAAUCAAUGAGAGAUUGCUAAUGGCGAUGCUCAAAGCAGAGCAAGAAGAACAGGAAAAGGUCAAUCGAUCAAAGAAACACUACUGCAGUAUUUGUCUGGAUGAUUUGGAGAUUGACAAGUUCUAUAUUGUCGAUGAGUGCGAACAUCGUUUCUGUACGGAGUGUAUCAUCGCGCAUGCCAAACAACAGUUGUACAUGGGCUACCCAGACAUCAAGUGUCCACACACCACUUGUAAGCGAAUCAUUUCCUACGAGGAGGUAAAGCACUUCCUCGAUGCACAGACAUUCGCAAGCUACGACCAGCAGCUGUUGUUACAACAUCUCAAGAAGGACGACAAUUGCAAACAGUGUCCAAGCUGCCAUGUCGCAAUGGUUGUGAGCACCGUCAAGAUCGACGAGCACAUGGAAUUCAACAACGAGAAUCUGGUUGGUUGUCCAAAUUGCAACUACGCAUUCUGUAUCAAGUGUCGUGACCACUCUCACUACGACUUUAGCUGUGAGCAAUGGGAGGACGUCAAGGACUAUGUCCUCUCGAGAACGGAGCAACAAAACCAAUUCCAAAUCAACGAAGUCGAGAACUAUGUGUCAUUCCAAAAUCACAGACAACACAACCGAUUCUGGAAUGGUGGAAGAAAGUGGAGAUCAGAGCACCACAACACCGACAUGAUCAAAGGUAGAAGAAAGAAGCUUACAGCAAUGCAAGGAUACAAUGUAAAGUGGCAAGUCGCUUAUAAGCGUGACAAGCUCAUCAAACAAUGGAUCCAAAACAACACAAAGACUUGUCCACACUGCUUUGUAAUCAUUCAAAAAGAUGGUGGAUGCAACGAUAUGACAUGCGUCUGUGGAAAUCAUUUCUGCUAUAGUUGCGAACAAACUAAAGACUUCCAUUUCAAGAAUAAGAUGAGAUAUCCAUGCCCCGGAGGAUUCUAUUAA